CUCUCUCUCUCUCUCUCUCUCUCUCUCUCUCUCUCUCUCUCUCUCAUUAAUUUUUAGAAAUCCAUAUGUUAAAAGGAUUCAAAGUAGUUUGUAGUCUAAUUCCUUUGGAAUUAGAAGUCCUAGCAGUAGUUGGUUUAUUUGUUUUCUUCUUGUCUUCGACGAAGCCUAACUCCAACAAUUGAGAAUGACCGGAAGUUCUCGAAGAACUGCACGAAGCAGAAUCAAAUCCUCCACAGACGUCGACAAUGACGAUGAUCGCUCGGUUUCAAGUAUAAAAACAAAACCCAACCUGAGACUGCGAAGAGACAGAAACAAAGACCAAAACUUCAUUCAGAUUCUAGAUGUUAAUCUCAAAGUGCUGUUAUGUUUUGGAGUUAUGGCCUUUUUGUUUGCCUUGUAUUUUAUUUCUAGUCUAAUUCAACCCAUCGAAGAAGCUCAGAGACCGAGGGUUGUCACACCGUUUCCUGCUCCAAGAUUGAUGGAUCUUCCUAUGUUUCAAGGUGAGCACAAGGAGAGCUUGUACUGGGGAACUUACCGGCCCCAUGUUUAUCUUGGAAUUCGUGCGAGAACUCCACAGUCUUUGGUUGCUGGACUGAUGUGGAUUGGUGUGAAGGAUGGAAGAUAUUUAAUGCGGCAUGUCUGCCAAGAUACGGAUGAACUCAAGACAUACGGUUGGACACACCAUAAUGGACGGGACUACGGACAUCAGAUUCUGGGUGAUCAGGGAAUGACCUUGACGACGAGUUUUUUGAAAUCUAAGGGGGAAGGCAGUGGCUAUGGGGGAGACUGGGCAGUUAGAGUACAUGUGCAAAGAGAGAAGUCUAGUGUUAAUGAGGAAAUGUUGAGAAAUGUACACCUUUUCUUUUAUAUGGCUGAUGAAGAUGGAAAUGCGUUAAGUUUAGGCAGAGGUGCCACAGAUAUUCAUGUUUCUUCUGUGCUGGCUUUUGGAUCACGAACUGAUGUUGGAGGUUGGCAGCUGAAUUUAGAAUCAAGGGAUGAUUUGGAAGUCCGUUAUGCUGGUUUCCGGACUUCUGACAUUCAUAAUUUAUCCGAUCUCGUCCAGGCAAAUCUUGGAGCCCAAGCAAGACAAUUUGGUCGUUUGCAGCUCUCAGAUACAUCUGAAGAUUCCCCAAACAUUUUAGUUUUUCAGAUCUCUGCCGGGAUUCCUUUCGAAGCAGAUAUUGCUUUUGUAUCUGGAACUGAUUUAGAUAGUUCAAGAGUUAAAGAGCGCGUCAGCAGUCUCACAGGUAUCUUACUCACAAGUCAACUAAAUGAGAAGCAAAAAGAGUUUGAUGACAAAUUCAGAAGGUGCUUUAACCUGUCUGAGAAGCUUGAUGCUGAAUCAGUGGCAGUUGGUAAGGCUUCUGUAGGAAAUAUGUUGGGUGCAAUUGGCUACUUCUAUGGCCAAUCAAAAAUUUCUCUUCCAAAAACCUCUAAUCUUAAACCUGCCGAUAGUUAUAUAUCAUAUUGGCCAGCUGAGCUAUAUACAGCAGUUCCAAGUCGACCAUUUUUCCCUAGGGGAUUUUUAUGGGAUGAAGGUUUUCAUCAACUACUAAUCUGGCAUUGGGAUAUCCCUAUUUGCUUGGACAUCAUUGGACAUUGGUUAGAUCUGAUGAACAUCGAUGGAUGGAUUCCACGUGAGCAAAUUUUAGGCACUGAAGCUCUAAGUAAGGUCCCAGCAGAAUUUGUUCUUCAGCAUCCAACUAAUGGAAAUCCACCGACUUUAUUUUUGGCUUUACGUGAUCUAAUUUGCCGCAUGAAGAGGGACAAGUUUACUGCUACUGAAAACAACGAGAUAUCUUCCUUCCUAGAACGUGCAUUUGUUCGCCUUGAAGCAUGGUUUCAAUGGUUUAAUACUACACAGUCAGGACAAGAUAAGAGCAGCUAUUUUUGGCAUGGAAGGGACAAUGCAACCAACCGAGAACUAAAUCCAAAGACACUAUCUUCUGGGUUGGAUGAUUAUCCUCGUGCGUCACACCCAAGUGAAGAAGAACGCCACAUAGAUCUUAGAUGCUGGAUGCUUCUUGCAGCAGAUUGUAUGCAUUCAAUUUCAGAGCUUCUUGAGAACGGAAGGGAACUUGGGAGGGAGUACAGCUUGACAGCAAAGCUUCUCUCAGAUUUUGAACUUCUAAAUCAGAUGCACUUUGAUAAUGUCUAUGGCGCUUAUUUUGAUUUUGGAAACCAUACAGAGAAGGUUCGUUUAAGUUGGCAAGCAGUGCAGACAGGUGGAAAUUACCCAAGUCGAGAGCUGGUUCGAGAAGCGUUGGAGGAUCCAGUGCUGAGACUGGUUCCCCACAUUGGCUAUGUCAGCCUUUUCCCUUUUAUGGGUAGGGUUAUACCACCUGAUUCAUGGAUCCUAGAAAAACAGCUCGAACUCAUUGCAAAUAGGAGUCUGUUGUGGACCGACUUUGGACUCCGGUCUCUUGCCAAAACAAGCUCAUUGUACAUGAAACGCAACACUGAGCAUGAUCCACCUUAUUGGAGAGGUCCAAUAUGGAUGAACAUGAAUUACCUGAUUCUUUCCUCUCUCCACCAUUAUUCCAAAGAGGAUGGACCAUACAGAGAAAGAGCCGAGGCCAUCUACAAUGACUUGAGGAGCAAUUUGAUUAGAAAUGUGGUUCGGAACUAUCAUCAGACUGGUUAUUUGUGGGAACAGUAUGAUCAGAAGAAGGGGAAAGGGAAAGGUGCACGCCUGUUUACUGGUUGGACAUCACUUGUUCUAUUGAUUAUGGCAGAAGCUUAUAGUGAAUGUUAAAGAUUUGCCCACUGAUGUCUGUAACAUCCCUAACCCCCCCACGCUCCCACCCGUUGGAAAAAAAAAACCCCAAAAAUACAAAAUAAGGAAAGAAAAAUGAUAGGGUAGUGUUUAUGAUUAGUAAUGUAUGAUUUUAAUUUGAAGGCGGAAGAACACAGUAAGGUAUCAAUGAGGGUGAGUUGUAACUUCGUAAUAAUUGGGGUGCUUGAGUUCAUGUUUAUAAAGUAAAGUUGCCACUUGCUGGUUUUUCGUUUAAUUUGAAUUUCCAUAUGAAGGG
Molecule: messenger RNA, 3032 nt
Organism: Ilex paraguariensis (yerba mate)
Lineage: Eukaryota; Viridiplantae; Streptophyta; Magnoliopsida; Aquifoliales; Aquifoliaceae
Source: the annotation of a GenBank genome assembly